AUGGGAGAGAGAACAAGAUUUGCUGAAAAUGGUACAAGUGGAUUCAUUGAUGAUGAAACUCGUGCUCAUGGAGUCGCUAAAGAGUCUGAUAUUUAUGCCUUGGGUGUAACUAUGGUGUUGUUGCUUGCAAAAAAGUGUAAACCAGAAGGUAAUCCUUUGGAGAUGCUUCAACGUUGUCACAAGUGUUCUUCUUCAAUGAGAGAAGUAGUUCGAAGAAUGUUAUUGAAACGAGCUGAUCGUAUCUCAUUGAGUGAUAUUAAGAAACAUUGCGAAACAGCCCUUAAUAAAGAGGUGCAGAUGGGUAUUGAACUAAGGAACAGUGAGAACCAAAGAAGAUCCAUCGAUGCUACUGAUGACUCUGAAAAUGGAAACACAGAACCAGAAAAUCGUGAACACUCGAUACUUUCUCGUUUAUUUUCUUCACCAAAAGUUACACCGGCGAGAGAUGCAAAAAGAUCCUCUGGUAUUCAAAAACAGCACAAAACAAAGAAUGAAAGUAGAAAUAGAACUAUGACAAGCUGGUCUGAAAUUAUUUCAGAUGUGGCCUAUUUAUUCUACGACUUUGUAAAGUCUGCAAAAAACAAAUAG
Messenger RNA from Naegleria lovaniensis, 588 nucleotides. RefSeq lists its product as uncharacterized. The record is from RefSeq and is a predicted model, not a curated record. NCBI's taxonomy places the organism in Eukaryota, Heterolobosea, Eutetramitea, Acrasida, Naegleriidae. The transcript has a single exon. Bases 1 to 588 code for a protein of 195 amino acids.